Messenger RNA from Adineta ricciae, 522 nucleotides. NCBI's taxonomy places the organism in Eukaryota, Metazoa, Rotifera, Eurotatoria, Adinetida, Adinetidae. The record is from the annotation of a GenBank genome assembly.
AUGAUCAAUAUCUUCUCACGUUCGAUUUUGCUUGGCUAUUUGAUAAUAAAUAUUUUCACUAUCGUUUAUGUGAAAUGUGCUGUAAGAAUUGCAGCAGAACUUUGUGGAGGAAAAUGUGCUGAAACAGACAAAUGUACUCAUUUUACAUGGUCAAAUUAUAAUGGAGGAACUUGUUGGAUGAAAAAAGGUGCAGGGUCGAAAGAUGAUACCGUCUCAACAAGUGAUUCAACUAUGAUCUGUGGUGUACGAGAUGGUACAGGUGGUGGUGGUGGUGAUGGUAAUAUCAUUAAUGAGCAAACGUUCGCCUGUGUAUUCAACUCCAUCGAUUCAAACACGAGAGCUAGUAGGUUUAGUGGACUUCGAGAAUCUGGUUGGAAACCAGCGAUUAAAGAUGAAGCAGCAGUGUUUCUUGCUCAUGUCUUUCAUGAAACUGAUGGUUUAAAAGCUAUGCGAGAAUAUUGUGCUCCAGGUGAUUUACCAUUUUUUUUGUUGUGCAUCGAAUUAUGCUGGAUCGUGGUGUGA